Messenger RNA from Penicillium odoratum, 4863 nucleotides. RefSeq lists its product as uncharacterized. The coding region runs from base 1 to 4863 and encodes 1620 amino acids. Gene Ontology annotation, molecular function: chromatin binding; histone binding; ATP binding. Gene Ontology annotation, biological process: negative regulation of transcription by RNA polymerase II; chromatin remodeling. The transcript is spliced from 2 exons. The record is from RefSeq and is a predicted model, not a curated record. Gene Ontology annotation, cellular component: nucleus; chromatin. NCBI's taxonomy places the organism in Eukaryota, Fungi, Ascomycota, Eurotiomycetes, Eurotiales, Aspergillaceae.
AUGGGUCUCGAGCCGCCUGAGUCGCCCGAGUCGGAACGCCCUGAAGCGAUGGCUGCCCAGCUUUUGAAUCAUUCCAACAGCUCUCCCACGCGCAAGACUACCUCGAACAAACCCCAGGACCAACAGGAUACGCAUGAAACUUGCCAGUCAAAACGGCCUGGAGCCAUGGAUUCCAGUUUUGAAAUCGUUGUGCCGACAGUGGACAAUGAAAGCGAGUAUGAGUACCUACCAGGCCAUUUCACCGUCCGCCGGAUAUUGAAGUUGGAUUCCGAAAACACCCAAAAGCCCUCAUACACUGUCAGACUUCUUAGUGGGGAGAGACAAACGAUGAGCUUUGACCGACUCAUGCAGCUUAAAAACAGUUCGCAAGCUUUAGAUCAGUUUAACCCUGAUUCAGACUCCAGUGACGAUCUCGCAAUGAUCUUCAGGAAUUGUCAACGUCGCAAGUUGCCCGCAUUUGGUGAUGAUGGUGCAAGAUCCGAAGAAGAAAUCGACCCCGACUUUCACGGAUCUACAAGCCGUCGCGGCCGUCGCCUUGCUUCUAAACGUGCUGAAUAUGCUCAUUAUUUUCGCAUCGAGAGUGGUAAUGAAUCCAAAGAAUCUGAUACUCCAGAAAGCUCGGAUGAUGAGCUCAGCGCUCCUCUUGCCCCUAUCAAAGGCAGGCUACGCCGGGGGAGAAAAGGCAGGCGCCUAUUAUCUAUGGAUGAAGAUUCCGACAACAAUAAAGUCACACGUAAGUCAACCCGGAAAAGAAGAAACGUUCAAAAAGACAUGCGAGAACGACUCGAAGAAGAUGUUUUGCAAGCUGAAAGCGUGAGCCCACGUCGACCGAAAUACACCGGCGCCAAAGAAGUCUUCCGAGAACUUGAGCGUGAUGACGAGUUCCGUAACAGCCAUUUCGCAUGCUGCUCUACCUGCAAUUGGUAUGAGGAUGACAAAGAGAAGGGAGUUCUUGUGUUUUGCCAAGGCUGCAGCUCAUCAUACCAUCAAUUCUGCCUUGGACCCCGUGGAAGCCGAGAGCAUCUUGUCACCAAAAUUGAGGAAGGGAACUUCAUCCUUCAGUGCCGGCGUUGCCUUGGUAGCUCUUACGAGAAGCAUGAUAUCCGCCCUCAUCUUGGCCGCUGUGCGGAGUGUAGGGAGGAAGGUCAAAUGUCCCGACCACUUCGACCGCGCUUCACCUCGAAGGAAGAGCAACAAUUGCGCAUCGAUAACGGCGGCAAAGACCCGGUCACUCAAAUUGACAUGGCUCUGGUCAACAAUCCAGACAACGUUCUAUUCAGAUGUGCCAGUUGUCAUCGAGCAUAUCACGCUGAGCAUCUCCCUCAAAUGAAUGAAACGGGCGAAACGGAUGAAAUGGACCCUCCCAGCGAACCCAAACGCUGGCAAUGCCACGAUUGCUCUUUUGCGCCGGGCGAAAUAGAGAUGCUAGUGGCCUGGCGCCCCAAUCAAUCCAAUGUUGACAAGGUGGAAUUUGAAAUCUUGCCUGAACUUAUUCCAGAGAUUGACAAAGAAUACCUGGUCAAAUGGAAAGGAAAAUCCUAUUUCCGCGUAACUUGGAUGCGUGGUGAUUGGGUAUGGGGUGUCAGCAGUCCCGCCAUGUUGCGGGCAUUCUAUAAUAACCCCAGAAAAGCGAUAGUCACAGAGGAGGAGGCGAUCCCUGAAGAGAACCUCCGGGUAGACAUUGUUUUCAAUGUAUCUCGGGCAAAGAAAUUGACCGAAUAUGAGGCCCACAAUCCUGAGAUGGUUCGAGAGGCAUACGUCAAAUACAAGGGCCUGAAUUACGAAGAGUCUGUCUGGGAGAUUCCCCCUAGGCCAGAUGAGACCGAGCGAUGGGAGGACUUCAAGAACGCGUUCCAAGAUUGGUUGCGCCGAGACAAAAUCGCCCCUCCGGACCGAAAAACACUCAAAAACCAUCUCGAAGACAUUCGCGAACUGGAUUUUGGUUCUGAUUUGGCUUUACCAGAACAGCCAGAAAUGAUCACCGGUGGCCAGCUCAUGGACUAUCAGGUUGAGGGCGUGAAUUGGCUUUACUACAAGCAUGUAACGCAAGUGAAUGCCAUUCUGGCAGAUGACAUGGGUCUUGGAAAGACAGUCCAAGUCAUCGGCCUAUUUGCGACGCUUAUUCAGAGGCAUAAGUGCUGGCCAUUCUUGGUAGUUGCCCCGAAUUCAACGGUCCCUAAUUGGCGGCGUGAGAUCAAGUCAUGGGCACCCGAAAUUCAAGUCGUCACGUACUUCGGCUCUGCGUAUGCGCGUCAGAUGGCUUGUGAACAUGAAAUGUUCCCGAAAGGUGGCAGCCGUCUCUCCUGUCAUGUGGUCAUUGCUUCAUAUGAGAGCAUGAUUGACGACGAAGCGAAGAGGGUUUUGUCCAGGGUUCGUUGGGCUGGUUUGGUGGUCGAUGAGGGUCAACGCCUGAAAAAUGAUAGAUCCCAGCUUUACGAGCGCCUUGCUAGCAUGAAGUUUGACUUUAAAGUUCUUCUCACCGGCACGCCGCUUCAGAACAACAUCCGGGAAUUAUUCAAUCUCCUUCAAUUCCUCGACCCAAUAGCGCACAAGGCUGAGGCGCUGGAAGAGAAGUUCGGAGAACUCACUUCGGAGAAUAUUAGGACUCUUCACAAAUUGAUUAAUCCGUACUUUCUCCGUCGUACCAAAGCCGAGGUCUUGCCCUUCCUACCGCCAAUGGUGCAAAUCAUUGUGCCUGUUUCGAUGUCCUUUGUGCAAAAGAAGCUGUACAAAUCAAUUUUGGGCAAAAAUCCUAUGCUGAUCAAGGCGAUUUGCACGACAAACGCCAGUCAGCUCAAGAAACAAGAAAAGCACAACCUGAACAACAUCCUUAUGCAGCUCAGAAAGUGUCUUUGUCAUCCAUUUGUUUACAGUGGAGAAAUUGAGGAAGUCACGAACGAUUCCACUCUGGAUCACCAGCGCUUGGUGCAGGCUUCUGGCAAAUUCGAGCUUCUGAACUUGAUGCUGCCGAAGCUGCACGCGCGUGGUCACCGUGUAUUGAUUUUCAGCCAAUUCCUUGAAAACUUGGAUCUUGUUGAAGAUUUUCUCACCGGGCUUAAUUUGCGCUAUUGCCGUUUGGAUGGGAGAUUGGUGGCUCGGCUGAAGCAGCAGCAAAUCGAUAAGUUCAAUGCACCAGAGUCUCCUUACUUUGCCUUUCUGCUGUCAACUCGAUCCGGCGGUGUUGGGAUCAAUCUUGCGACCGCUGAUACCGUCAUAAUCAUGGAUCCAGAUUUCAACCCCAAACAGGAUAUGCAAGCCUUAUCCCGGGCUCAUCGAAUCGGCCAGAAAAACACUGUCCUUGUUUACCACCUAACAACCCGAGCAUCCGUGGAGGAAAAAAUUAUGGAAAAAGGAAAGAAAAAAUUGGCCCUUGACCAUGUGCUCAUUGAGCGUAUGGAAGACGAGGAAGAUGAAGAGGACUUGGAAUCCAUUUUACGCCAUGGCGCUCAGGCUUUGUUUGAGAAUGAUGAUUCAGCUGAUAUCCAUUACGACUCGGAGUCCAUCGACAAACUCUUGGACCGAAGCCAGGCCGAAAAGACCGCGGAGAGGAAUAAGGCCCAAGAUUCCGAAAAUGGCGCUGCUCAAGCAAACAACCCUCAAUUCAAUUUCGCUCGUGUCUGGCAGAAGGACGCUGACACUUUGGAAGAAGUGACCGUGAGUGAGGACACGCCUGUGGAUGAAACCGUCUGGGCCAAAAUAUUGAAUGAGCGCGAGGACUAUGCUCGUGAGGAGGCUUUUCGCAAGGCCGAAGACUUUGGCCGUGGGAAGCGAAAGCGAGCUCAGGUCAAUUACCAGAGUGUACAUGAUGAGGCCAACGACCCUGAAGGUACCAAUUCGACAAUUUUGUCCCCAGUCAAACGUCGUAGGGCCAAGGCAACCGGCGAGAGCGAUGACGAAUUCGAGGAGAAAGGCGAGGUUGAAGGAUCUGACUCUGAAAACGACACAGCAGGGGCUGAUGAUGAUUUGGACCUGGACCGUGGGCUCCAGCGCCAGAGAAAGACUCGUCCCUUCAAGCGUGUCCAUGUUCCCGAGUUCCUCCCAACCACAAAUUUGAUGGGCCUUGAUGGCACUUCGGAUCCUAUUGCGCCUUGCAUUGCAUGCGAAAGGCCCCAUGGGCUGGGUAAGUGUCCUCUGAAAGUGGCUGGCGUUGAGCAUUGUCCGCUCUGUGGGCUUGCACACCUUGGAGGACGGCGCGCUUGCCCCCAUUUCCAUUCCAAGCUCCAGAUCCAGCGUAUGCUGGAAGCAUUGUCUCGAAGCAACGAGUCUCCCAGUCUUAUCGCCGCGGCCAAGAGAUAUCUGAGGGGUGUCAUUGGCUCUUUGACACAAGUCGAGCGCAGAGAAUCUGCGAAACAGACCUCCCUGUCCGGCAACUCCACUCCGUCGAACCAAAGCCCUGCCCCACCGGCGUCUACUACCGCAAACCAUCCUCAGCCCACUCGUACUAUCUCAGAGCAGUACAGAAAGUAUCCGCAGCAGGCUGAUCUAUCCAAACCUGUAACCAAUCUCGCUACGCCAGAGACCAGCAUGACCCGGCCUUCCCUCGGCACUUUCGUGCAUCAGCCAGACAGAAUGCCUUUGCAACAAAACGUUGUAUCCACAACGACACGGCAUCCCACGAGCUUGGAAACCCGCCCGGCUCAUCACGUCUCACACUUCCCCCGCCCGCAAUGGUCAAGCUCAGCGCUUCGGCUCAGCCCACUCGGAACCUCGCAGGCUAUGCCCUUGGAGCGCCCGGCAGUCCCACAGGCCCAUCAACCUCUCGCGUCCGACGCAGGAAUUGUUGACUUGACUGGAUCCGAUGAGCUGGAUAACUCUUCCACGGGGCCGUCCAAUUACCUCUUUCUCAAUCAACACAAUUAUUGA